Messenger RNA from Cylicocyclus nassatus, 680 nucleotides. NCBI's taxonomy places the organism in Eukaryota, Metazoa, Nematoda, Chromadorea, Rhabditida, Strongylidae. The record is from the annotation of a GenBank genome assembly.
AUGAUGACUGAUAUCAUGUCUGAAGCUCAAAAUCUACAAAUAAAAUCAUUAUUUGAGCCAAGUCGUCUCUGGAGUUAUCUAUUACUUGGAUGUCCUUUACGGCGAAUCCGGUUGCAAGAAACAAACAUUAUGGCAAACCUUAUCUUUGCAUUCGCACUCUUCUGCGCUGUUGCGCUCACGAGCAGCACGAUGAUGCCAGGAGGAAAAGCUGACCAAGACCCCAGCAGUCCUAGAUAUAUGGAUAUGGCAUGGAAGGCUGCGAAACCAUUGAACGAGGAUUCAGCAGCAAACUCGGGCGAGUAUGCCAUGAUGCCCAUUAAAGUUUUGAAAGCACAAAGCCAAGUUGUUGCUGGAGUCAUCUACGAUUUGGAAGUCUUAUAUGGCGAAUCUGGUUGCAAGAAAGACGGUGUUGACCUUUCAAAGUUACAAAUGGCCAACUGUAGGGUUAUGAAUGAAGGAAAGAGAGCUAUUUACAAGAUUCACUACUACGAGAAGCCAUGGCAAAACUUUUUGGAAAUCAAAGUGUCGAAAAUUCGGGAUGUCGAUGCUGGUGAAACCUUCUGAGCUUUUUAUGGUUUUCAGAAAUCUUUGUCCUAAUAUUUCUGUAAUUUGAUGAGUAAAUGUAGACGGCAAAUGAUCUUGCGGCUAUGACAACAGACUGAGUAAAAGAAUGCAAAAAA